AUGACUCUUUGGAUUGUAUGGCCGCCUUCACGUCAAGUCCAACAUAUGCGACUCAAACUACUUGAAAGCAACACUUGCAACUCAACUCAAUCUCCAUUCACUAUUGCGUUUUUUCAUCCACAUUGCGAUGGUGGAGGUGGUGGAGAGCGAGUUUUAUGGACCGCUAUCAAUGCAAUCCAACAAGAUUGCAAGCAACGACAACUCUCGAAUACAUUUAUUGUUGUUUACAGCUGUCCAUUGUCUAGCACUCCAAACGAACUAUUGAUUCAUAUCAAAAAACAAUUUGACAUUGUUGUAGAUCCCGAAACAAUCAGAUUUGUGCAAUUAGAAUCAUGGAAAUACCUUGAAGCUAAAAGAUAUAAGCGACUUACAUUGUUAGGACAAAGUCUUGGAUCAAUCAUCACAGGAAUGGAGGCGAUGCAGCAACUUGUUCCUGAUGUAUUUGUUGAAACAGUUGGAUAUGCAUUUAUAUAUCCAAUUGCUCGAUUCUUUCAAACCAAGGUUGUGUCAUAUGUGCACUAUCCAACAAUCAGUUUAGAUAUGCUUCAAAAAGUUCAAAACAGAGAGUCUAGUUUCAACAAUGCUCAUGCGAUAUCCAAUAGCGCUGUGCUGAGCACAAUGAAAUUGCUAUACUAUCGUGCAUUCUCUGUUCUUUAUGGAUACGCUGGAUCUUUUUCAAAUGCUGUCAUGGUGAACUCGUCGUGGACAUAUGGUCAUAUUAAUCACAUUUGGAAUAUCCCACAACGAACUAGCAUUGUUUUUCCACCUUGUUUUACGCAAUCUUUGUCCAAUCUUACUUUAUCUGCAAGGCAACGCAUUAUUUUAUCUAUUGCGCAGUUUCGACCCGAAAAAAACCACACUCUUCAGUUGGAAGCGUUUAGCUUGUUGCUUUGUGAUCAUCCACAAUUGCGGCCAGGCACAGAUUCAAGCGUGAGUCUUGUUUUAGUUGGUGGCGUUCGUAACAAAGACGAUUCUCGGCGUGUAGCAGAAUUACGAUUGCUAGCGACUAAGCUUGGCAUCGAGGAAUCGGUCAAGAUAAUAGAGAAUGCAUCAUACCCUGACAUUGAAUCUUUAUUAGCAAAAUCGCUAAUUGGCCUGCACACCAUGUCGAAUGAACACUUUGGAAUUAGUAUUAUUGAAUAUAUGGCUGCUGGUGUAAUUCCAAUUGCACAUAAUUCAGGUGGUCCUAAGAUGGAUAUUGUCAAACCAUUGUCAGGACAAUCUACUGGAUUCUUGGCCACAACUGCACAAGAGUAUUCAGAUUUGAUGUUCAAUGUUUUGACACUUUCAUCUGAAUCUCAACUUUCAAUACAAAAAGCAGCUCGUGAAUCAGUAAUUGGUCGAUUUUCAGAUUCUAUAUUCUGUUUAGACUUUUUAGCCGUGAUUCAACAGCAAAGAGAUAUGAUUCAAUAA
This is a messenger RNA of Batrachochytrium dendrobatidis JAM81, 1413 nucleotides long. RefSeq names its product alpha-1,2-mannosyltransferase ALG11. Gene Ontology annotation, biological process: protein N-linked glycosylation. The record is from RefSeq and is a predicted model, not a curated record. Gene Ontology annotation, cellular component: endoplasmic reticulum membrane. The transcript is spliced from 8 exons. Gene Ontology annotation, molecular function: GDP-Man:Man(3)GlcNAc(2)-PP-Dol alpha-1,2-mannosyltransferase activity. Lineage: Eukaryota; Fungi; Chytridiomycota; Chytridiomycetes; Rhizophydiales. Bases 1 to 1413 code for a protein of 470 amino acids.